This is a messenger RNA of Megalops cyprinoides (Indo-Pacific tarpon), 2859 nucleotides long. RefSeq names its product guanine nucleotide exchange factor VAV2-like. Gene Ontology annotation, biological process: regulation of GTPase activity; intracellular signal transduction; cell migration. The transcript has 29 exons. NCBI's taxonomy places the organism in Eukaryota, Metazoa, Chordata, Actinopteri, Elopiformes, Megalopidae. Gene Ontology annotation, cellular component: cytoplasm. Bases 262 to 2859 code for a protein of 865 amino acids. Gene Ontology annotation, molecular function: guanyl-nucleotide exchange factor activity; protein binding. The record is from RefSeq and is a predicted model, not a curated record.
CAACACUGCGCACAGCAGACAGCUGGAGGGGAAGUAUGUGUAAAAAGAGAAUGACAUAUUUCCUCUAAUGGGUUUUCUUUAAGGAUGAACUUAUUUUUCUGCGAACCCCAAAAAGGGAUUAUUUAUUACGCAUCAUCAGCUUGUGAGUCGCAGCUCUAGAGUCUUGCCGGUGAGGGCAGAUCGCGGUACUCGCUCACGUCCGGCAGUGUGCGCGGCUCGCCGUUACUGUGCGGGCUUCAGGUCCUCUUCAUCACCGGCGCCAUGGAGGAGUGGAGGCAGUGCGGCCGGUGGCUCAUCGACUGCAAAGUUCUGCCCUCGAACCACCGGGUCGUGUCGCCGUCGGCGGCCGUGUUCGACCUGGCCCAGGCGCUCAGAGACGGAGUGCUCCUGUGCCAGACGCUGCACAACCUGUCACCGGGAUCCGUGGACCUGAAGGAGAUCAACUUCAGACCGCAGAUGUCCCAGUUUCUGUGUCUGAAGAACAUUCGGACGUUUCUGAAGGUCUGCCACGACAAGUUUGGGCUGCGGAACAGCGAGCUGUUUGACCCCUUUGACCUCUUCGACGUCCGUGAUUUUGGGAAGGUGAUCUCAGCCCUGUCCAGAAUCUCUCAUCACAACAUCGCUCAGAUUAAAGGCAUCAGGCCCUUCCCCUCGGAGGACACGGUGGUGAAUGAAGACGACGUGUACCGGAGCCUGGAGGAGCUGGCAGACGAGCACGAUGUCGGCGAGGAUGAUAUCUAUGACUGCGUGCCGUGUGAGGAAGACGACAUCUAUGAGGACAUCAUCAAGGUGGCGGUGCGACAGCCCAUGAUCAGGUACAUGCAGAAAAUGGGCAUGACGGAGGAUGACAAGCGGAACUGCUGCCUGUUGGAGAUUCAGGAGACAGAGGCCAAGUACUACAAGACCCUGGAGGAGAUCGAGAAGAGUUACAUGAUUCCACUGAAGCAAGUAUUAAAUCCACAGGAAAUGGAAGCCAUUUUUGUUAAUCUUGAGGAGGUGAUUAAGGUGCACUUUUCCUUGCUGAGAGCCAUCGAUAUGAACAUGAUGAGUGGGGCCAGCGGACUGGGGAAGAUCUUCCUGGACUUCAAGGAGCGGCUGCUGAUCUAUGGUCAGUACUGCAGCCAUAUGGAGAGUGCUCAGAAGACCCUGGACGAGCUCAUCGCCUCCCGGGAGGAUGUCAGGAUGAAAGUGGAGGAGUGCACCAGGAAGGUGCAGGAAGGGAAGUUCAAACUGCAGGACCUGCUGGUGGUGCCGAUGCAAAGGGUUCUGAAGUACCACCUCCUGCUGAAGGAGCUGUUGAGUCACACUGCUGAGCAGCCAGAAAGGCAGCAGCUGAAGGAGGCGCUGGAGGCCAUGCAGGACCUGGCGAUGUACAUAAAUGAGGUGAAAAGAGACAACGAAACCUUGAAGAAGAUCAGCGAAUUUCAGAGCUCCAUUGAAAACCUGCAGGUGAAACUGGAGCAGUUUGGGAGGCCAAAGAUGGACGGCGAGCUGAAGGUGUGCUCCAUCGUCAACCGCACCAAACAGGACAGGUACAUAUUCCUGUUUGAUAAGGUGGUGAUCGUCUGUAAGAGGAGAGGCUACAGCUAUGAGCUGAAGGAAAUCAUCGAGCUCCAUUUGUACAAAAUGACAGACGACCCCACGAACAACCGAGACGUGAAGAAGUCAAUCGGGAAAAUGUGGUCCUAUGGGUUCUACCUGAUCCACCUGCAGGGGAAGCAGGGUUUCCAGUUCUUCUGUAAGACGGAGGACACUAAGAGGAAGUGGAUGGAGCAGUUUGAAAUGGCCAUGUCCAACAUAAAGCCAGAGAGAGCCACUGCCAACCAGCACGACUUCCAGAUGCACACGUUUGACAAGAACACCAGCUGCAGGGCCUGCAAGAUGCUGCUGAGGGGUAUCUUCUAUCAGGGCUACUACUGCUCCAGGUGCGGAACAGGGGCCCAUAAGGAGUGCCUGGAGGUGGUGUCCAUCUGCAAAAUCAGUCCAAAUGAUGCAGAAUCUGGACCACCUGCCGCAGGUCCAAAGAUGGUGGCAGCUCGGAAUUAUCACGGGACCCCGGCCCCCCCCGGGAAGCCUGCGCUGUCCUUCCAGACGGGCGACGUCAUCGAGCUGCUGAAGGGUGAUCCCGACAGCUCCUGGUGGGAGGGGAAGCUCUUCCAAUCCCAGAAGACUGGUUUCUUCCCCAGCUCCUGUGUGAAGCCCUGUCUCGACCCAAAGCCUCUACAGGCUCCGCCCAGUCGCCAGUCCUCCAAAGAGGUGGAUUAUAAUGUCUACCCAUGGUUUGCGGGGAACAUGGAGCGGCAGCAGGCUGACAACCUGCUAAAGUCCCACAGCAGCGGAACCUACCUGAUCCGUGAAAGAACCGCAGAAGCAGAGAGAUUCGCCGUCAGCAUCAAGUUCAACGAUGAGGUCAAGCACAUUAAAGUGGUGGAGAAGGACAACUGGAUCCACAUAACUGAAGCAAAGAAAUUUGAAACCCUGGUGGAGCUGGUGGAGUAUUACCAAACACACUCUCUGAAGGAGAGCUUCAAGCUGUUGGACACAACGCUACGGUACCCCUACAAAUCCCGAGAGCGCUCCAACUCCCGGUCCAGCACGCGCUCCCCAGCCUCCUGUGCUUCUUACAACUUCUCUUUCCUGAGUCCGCAGAACUCGGCUCCCUUCUGGUCAGUGUUCACCCCAAGGGUCGUCGGCACGGCAGUCGCCAGGUACAACUUUGCAGCGCGCGAUCUGAGAGAGCUCUCCCUGAGAGAGGGCGACGUCGUCAAGAUCUACAGUAAGAUCGGGGGCGACCAGGGCUGGUGGAAGGGCGAGACCAACGGCCGGGUGAGCAAACGGACGACCCCCCUCACCCACUGA